AUGAAGAAUAGAAAAAGAAAGCUGAAGAGGAGAAAAAAUAGCAGUAACCAUUUCCCUAAAUACAACUUAAUACUUCAUUGUAGUAGUCACUAGGUUAAACUUAGAAUACUUAACCUCAGAACCAAUUUUCUUUUAGUGGACCAAACCCUACUUAGAUUAGAAUUAGAUUAAACAUUCAAACACUUUUUCUACCUAGCAAUAAAAAUUACCUGUUCAGCAAUUAUAGCAUUCUCAGACUUCUACAAUGUUUGGAUCUUUAUCAUAGCCUCCAAUUCAAACUAAUCCCAUCAAAGAUGGAACUUUUGCUACUCAUUAAACAAACUAGAAUUCUCAGACUUAGCUCUAAUCAUCCUCCUAAACUGGUGCAUUUUCUCUUGGGUAAAAACUUACAUAGCCUCAAUUAAAAUCAAGUACCAAAAUUAUAGGGACCUAAUAAACUUUGUCUCUUUAAAAUCAACCAAGCAAUUUUUCAUUUUCUUAACCACAAAUCCAAGCUGA
This is a messenger RNA of Stylonychia lemnae, 498 nucleotides long. The record is from the annotation of a GenBank genome assembly. NCBI's taxonomy places the organism in Eukaryota, Ciliophora, Spirotrichea, Sporadotrichida, Oxytrichidae.